Messenger RNA from Drosophila nasuta, 964 nucleotides. RefSeq names its product invertebrate-type lysozyme 3-like. The transcript is spliced from 2 exons. The coding region runs from base 35 to 532 and encodes 165 amino acids. NCBI's taxonomy places the organism in Eukaryota, Metazoa, Arthropoda, Insecta, Diptera, Drosophilidae. The record is from RefSeq and is a predicted model, not a curated record. Gene Ontology annotation, molecular function: lysozyme activity.
GUUAUUCCAACGUGCUCUGGCUGGUCUAGUUAAAAUGAAAAUGCCUGGGCUAUUUUUCGUUUGGUUUCUUUGCAUUUGUGUUUGUUUACCAAGUGCAGUGCUUGGUAAUGGAAAUGGCUAUGUGCUAGAUAAACCUGUCACGGAACUCUGUCUUAACUGCCUCUGUGAAGCGCUCUCUGAAUGCAAUGCUACUGCCAUUUGUAUCAAUCCAAAGAUUGGCACCUGUGGGAUCUUUCGCAUUACCAACGACUAUUGGGUGGAUGCCGGAAAAUUAACAAUCAAUGGGGAACAUCCCGACACGGAACAUGCUUUCAUCAACUGUGCAAAUGAUCCGCAUUGUGCAGCCGACACAAUCCAGAAUUACAUGCAUCAAUUCAAUCAGGAUUGCAAUGGCGAUGGCGAAAUGGAUUGUCAUGAUUAUGCGAGAAUUCACAUGUUGGGCGGCUUUAGUUGUGAGGGGGAGUUGCCGUACUUUUACCAGAGCAAGUUUGAGGAGUGCAUUGAGAAUUAUCAGGAACAGGGAUUCGAGUGAAAACAAUAACGAAGUAUUAAUAUUAUUGAAAUUGUUUUUAAGUAUAAAAAUUAAUGUGGAAUAUCUAGAUAAUUUGCAAACUUGUUCUUUGCGCUAAUUGUCUUAAAAUAAAACCAGCAAUAAAUUUCUGCUGUGUGGAAAAUCUUUUGCUAAUCGAUUAUAAAGUCCUAACAUAGAAAUAAAAUUUUUAACGUUGGGUAAUUACAUAACUAUCUAAAUGUAAUUAUUUAAACCGGUUAUAUAAUCUAUAUUCUACAUAUUCGCAUACUAACAAGAUUUUAGAAUUAAAAAAUCCCGUUUUGAAGUGACCUAUAACAAGAUAAAAGCUGUUAGUCAAGUGCGUUUGAUUCUGAGGCAUCCGACAUUUGUUUUCACUCAAUAAAAUAAAAUUUCUCAUCGUAUAAUAUGAUUUCUCAGUUAUAUCGAUUAUUA